This is a messenger RNA of Cryphonectria parasitica EP155, 2298 nucleotides long. Its product is annotated as alcohol oxidase. Gene Ontology annotation, molecular function: flavin adenine dinucleotide binding; oxidoreductase activity, acting on CH-OH group of donors. The record is from RefSeq and is a predicted model, not a curated record. The coding region runs from base 92 to 1969 and encodes 625 amino acids. The transcript is spliced from 5 exons. NCBI's taxonomy places the organism in Eukaryota, Fungi, Ascomycota, Sordariomycetes, Diaporthales, Cryphonectriaceae.
CACCUCCCUCACUCCACAGCCUUUCGCAAAAUCCCACCUCAGAGACAACGGACAGCAAUAAAAAGCCAAGGCCUUUUCUAAGCAUCCAAUCAUGUGGCCUUUCUCGCGCUCAUAUCCUGAGGUUCCGCCGUCGGAUGUGGACGGCAAAACUUAUGACUACAUUAUUGUGGGAGGCGGUACUGCUGGUUGCGCUGUUGCUUCGCGAUUGUCGGAAAACCCUGAAGUCUCGGUGCUGGUUCUCGAGAAAGGCCGUGUCAAGGAUAUUUUCCUCUCACGCAUUCCACUUGUCAGCCAGAAUUUCUUGUUCGGCGACAAGUUCCAAGUCGUCAGUGACCACUUCUCUGAGCCCGCUCCACAGGCCAACGGGCUCAAGAUGAAGCUUUGGACAGCCGAAGGCCUUGGGGGCGCGUCACGAAUCAACGGGAUGGUUAUGACUCGCGGGGCACCAGGCGACUACAACGCAUGGGCGCAGGAAAUGGGCCUUGAUGACUGGUCAUGGGAGCACGUUGAGCCGUUCUUCCAGAAGAGCGAAAAUGCCGUUGCCCAUCCAGCAUCUUCUGCGAGAGGUCAUAACGGCCCCAUCAUGAUUCAGCAGUUUCCAACUCCUUUCGCAUGGGGACCUUACAUCGACAAGGCGGCCAGAAAGGUCGGUCUUCCCAUCGUCGAGGACGUGAAUGACCCCAAAGCUCCAGCGAUGGGCUUGUACAGAUUGGAUCAAGCAGUGGACGAGCGCGGGCAUAGAAACACCUCCUAUCAAGCUUUUCUGAACAAAAGGAUUGCUUGUGAGAGGCAGACCCAUCUCACUAUCUGCACUGGGGCGAUGGCAUCACGUUUGGAUGUGGAUAGUGACGCUGGCUCUGUUCGCGGUGUAUUCAUUCAUGCUGCAACCCCCGGUAAACCCAGCAAAGACUUCUAUGUGAAGGCACGGAGGGAGGUAAUCGUUUGCUGCGGAGGGCUCCGAACUCCUCAGAUCCUCAUGCUCAGUGGAAUUGGACCUCGGGAUGAACUGCAAGCGAAAGGAAUUACUCCAGCGCAGGACCUGCCUGUUGGCAGAACUUUGUCUGACCACUACGCAUUUCCCAUCAUGCUUGAGCUGCCAAAGCGGGAAACACUGCACAUUCUCGAGUCUACGAUAUUCGUUUUAUGGAAUUUGCUGCUCUGGCUAAUCUUCAGUACAGGGCUUGUCAGCAGCGGGUCGAACUACAGCACUAUUUUCGUCCGCAGCGGCGCCAUCGACGAUAAGACCAUGGCCAUCCAGGAGCGCAUCCCUGGACAUGAUGACAGCAGUCAAGGAGCAGACAAUAUGGACAUCUCACAGCCACGAAACGUACCAGACAUAGAGGUGAUGCUUUUUGCCGUCAAUGGCUUUAAGCGACCUCUCCCAGGCCGCACACUCUUCAGCCUCUAUGCUUGCGUCGUCCAGCCACAUUCGACAGGCCGAGUUGAAUUAGCAGACUCUGACUCACUGUCACAUCCUCGGGUUACCCAUCCAGUACUCCGUGAUGAACGAGACUGGCCUGUAGCGCGAAAGGCAGUUCGUUUUACCAUGCGCCUAGCCCAGGAGUUUCAGAACUCCGGGUAUCCCUAUCCGGCCCCGUUUGCCUUCGCGCCUGGCAACAAUCUGGACAAACUUGCCGAUCCACAGGGAUUACAGAUUCCCGCAACUCCACAGACGCCGCCGUCCUCGGGAGCCGCCAAGACCUGGGAGAGUGUUACAGACAACGAGAUCGAUAGGUACAUUCGGAGCGUCGCUACUGUCAGCCUUCAUCCUAGUUGCUCCUGUCGCAUGUCCAAUGAUCCAAGAUUGGGCGUCGUUGACCAGCGGCUUCGAGUCCAUGGGCUUGACAACUUGCGUAUUGCGGACACCAGCGUCUUCCCGCGUAUGUUAAGCUCCCACACCAUGUGGCCCGCGAUCAUGGUUGGCGAGAGGUGUGCGGACUUCAUCACACGGGAUUGGAACUUGGAGUAAUGGCAAGGAACAGUUUUAUUGACGAUACGCGGCAAGAUCUGUGGAGUACUAUCAUAGGUGGUCGACCCCUGACCCUGGCAUCGGUCCGUCAAAGUAGCUUAAGGAGAAUGUACAAAGCUCGCAAUUGCAUUGGAACUCCCACCCAUCUGCACGAAAAGUGGUUGUACAUAAAUUCACGUAGCAUUAACUUCGUCUAGGCAAGUGAGGCGGUCGGUAGGAUGAGGGUGUGUAAGAUAUGGGGUGAGUUUGGGUCUUCAUUGCAAUGAACUUGAAUCUUGAGCUAGUCAGCCGUUGUCUAUACGACAGACAGAGCCUUGCAAGGGCGAACG